CACCCGCUUGGGGCCCUUUGUGCGCAUGCGCGCUCGCGCUCCCGCCCUCUAGCUGCGCUGGGCUGAGUCAGUCAGUCUGUCGGAGUCUGUCCUCGGAGCAGGCGGAGUAAAGGGACUUGAGCGAGCCAGUUGCCGGAUUAUUCUAUUUCCCCUCCCUCUCUCCCGCCCCGUAUCUCUUUUCACCCUUCUCCCACCCUCGCUCGCGUAGCCAUGGCGGAGCCGUCGGCGGCCACUCAGUCCCAUUCCAUCUCCUCGUCGUCCUUCGGAGCCGAGCCGUCCGCGCCCGGCGGCGGCGGGAGCCCAGGAGCCUGCCCCGCCCUGGGGACGAAGAGCUGCAGCUCCUCCUGUGCGGAUUCCUUUGUUUCUUCCUCUUCCUCUCAGCCUGUAUCUCUAUUUUCGACCUCACAAGAGGGAUUGAGCUCUCUUUGCUCUGAUGAGCCAUCUUCAGAAAUUAUGAUUUCUUCCUUUCUUUCAUCUUCUGAAAUACAUAACACUGGCCUUACAAUACUACAUGGAGAAAAAAGCAAUGUGUUAGGGAGCCAGCCUAUUUUAGCCAAAGAAGGAAAAGACCACUUGGAUCUUCUAGAUAUGAAAAAGUUGGAAAAGCCUCAGGGGACCAGCAACAACGUAUCAGACUCUCCAGUUUCUCUUGCAGCAGGAGUUCAUUGUGACCGUCCUUCUAUUCCAGCCAGUUUCCCAGAGCAUCCUGCUUUUCUCUCAAAGAAAAUUGGUCAAGUGGAAGAGCAAAUAGAUAAAGAUACCAAGAAUCCAAAUGGGGUAUCAAGUAGGGAGGCUAAAACUGCAUUGGAUGCUGAUGACAGAUUCACUUUGCUAACAGCCCAGAAACCACCUACUGAGUACUCUAAGGUAGAAGGCAUUUAUACAUAUUCUUUGUCUCCAUCCAAAGUUUCAGGAGAUGAUGUUAUUGAAAAGGAUUCCCCUGAAUCACCAUUUGAAGUAAUUAUUGACAAAGCAGCAUUUGACAAAGAAUUUAAAGACUCAUAUAAGGAGAGCACAGAUGAUUUUGGUAGCUGGUCUGUGCACACUGAUAAAGAAUCAUCCGAAGACAUUUCAGAGACUAAUGACAAGCUUUUUCCACUGAGAAAUAAAGAGGCAGGACGUUACCCAAUGUCUGCAUUGCUCAGUAGGCAGUUUUCACACACAAAUGCAGCACUGGAAGAGGUGUCCAGAUGCGUGAAUGAUAUGCAUAACUUUACUAACGAAAUACUGACUUGGGAUCUGGUUCCCCAAGUGAAACAACAGACCGAUAAAUCUUCUGACUGCAUCACAAAAACUAUAGGACUUGACAUGAGUGAAUAUAAUUCAGAAAUUCCAGUUGUAAAUCUUAAAACUAGCACUCAUCAGAAAACUCCUGUAUGUUCUAUUGAUGGGAGCACUCCCAUCACUAAAUCAACAGGUGAUUGGGCAGAAGCAUCUCUCCAGCAAGAAAAUGCUAUCACUGGAAAACCUGUACCCGACUCUUUGAAUUCCACAAAAGAAUUCAGUAUCAAAGGUGUGCAAGGCAAUAUGCAGAAACAGGAUGACACACUUGCAGAAUUACCUGGAUCUCCACCUGAGAAAUGUGACUCUUUGGGUUCUGGAGUGGCCACAGUGAAAGUGGUUUUACCUGAUGACCACCUGAAAGAUGAAAUGAACUGGCAGAGCCCUGCAUUGGGAGAAAUCACAGAAGCUGAUAGUUCUGGUGAGUCUGAUGACACAGUAAUAGAGGACAUCACAGCAGAUACAUCUUUUGAAAAUAACAAAAUUCAGGCUGAAAAACCUGUUUCCAUUCCAAGUGCUGUUGUAAAAACAGGUGAAAGAGAAAUCAAAGAGAUUCCCAGUUGUGAGAGAGAAGAAAAAACAUCUAAAAACUUUGAAGAAUUGGUCAGUGACUCUGAGCUGCAUCAAGAUCAGCCUGAUAUUCUUGGAAGGAGUCCAGCUAGUGAGGCAGCAUGUUCAAAAGUACCCGAUACGAAUGUCUCCUUAGAAGAUGUGAGUGAAGUUGCUCCUGAAAAGCCUAUUACUACUGAGAACCCCAAACUUCCUUCAACAGUGUCUCCAAAUGUUUUUAAUGAGACAGAAUUCUCAUUAAAUGUGACAACAUCUGCCUAUUUGGAGUCAUUACAUGGGAAAAAUGUUAAACAUAUAGAUGAUUCCUCCCCAGAGGACCUGAUAGCAGCCUUUACAGAAACCAGAGAUAAAGGAAUAGUAGAUAGUGCAGGAAAUGCUUUUAAAGCAAUAUCAGAGAAGAUGACAGACUUUAAAACAACUCCUCCUGUAGAAGUCUUACAUGAAAAUGAGUCCGGUGGUUCUGAAAUUAAAGACAUUGGAAGCAAAUACAGUGAACAAAGCAAAGAAACAAAUGGAAGUGAGCCUCUAGGUGUUUUCCCUACCCAAGGUACUCCAGUAGCAUCUCUUGACUUAGAACAAGAACAGCUCACAAUUAAGGCUCUUAAAGAAUUAGGUGAAAGACAGGUUGAGAAGUCAACUUCUGCACAGCGUGACGCAGAAUUGCCUUCUGAAGAAGUACUGAAGCAAACUUUCACAUUUGCUCCAGAAUCUUGGCCACAGAGAUCAUAUGACAUCCUAGAACGUAAUGUCAAGAAUGGAUCUGAUCUUGGGAUUUCCCAGAAGCCCAUCACUAUCAGAGAAACUACUAGGGUAGAUGCUGUUUCCAGCCUUAGCAAGACUGAAUUGGUAAAAAAGCAUGUCCUAGCAAGACUUCUGACAGACUUCUCAGAGUCCAGUCUAGGAUCACACUUUGUGCCUCAUCCUGUCUCCUUACUCUCCUUUAAUCUGAGAAUUAAGAUUAAAAGAAGUAAGUUCCUCAGCCUUUCUCUUUCACACCACUGACAUUUUUGAAGACUAUAGGCCAGUUGUUUUGUAGAAUAUUUCUCAAUCUGGGUUGGUCUGGUGUUUUCUGAUUAGAUGCAGGUUACAUGUUUUGGGCGGGAAUACCAUAGAAGUGAUGUUGUGUCUUUCUCAGUGCAUGCACUAUGUCUGGAGGCAUAUGGUAUCUGUUUGUUCUACUACUGAUGACGUCAGCCCUCUAAGCCUUCUGUGUUGAAACUGUUCCUUGUAGUUAUAUGAACUCUAACAUGUAUAUACUUGAACUCUGACUAUAGGAAUUCUCCUACUUACAGGAAUUCACUCUUAAAUAGGCAGUAUUCUAUUAAGUUCUUCUGUUCAAUCUCUUAGUUCAUCAAGUGAGCCUGAGUUGCCUCCCAGUUCUUUCUCUCCUUUGCAGCAUCACUAUCUGGGACUCUCGGGUUCCCAUCAGGAGUCAUAAUACCUUCUCUUUCUCCUAGUAAGUUGCAUCCCUUAGCCAGACUCUUUGAACCAGUGAUUACUUCUUAUAUACAAUCAGCAUAUUUUUAGUGUUUUAUUGAAUCAAGUUAAGGUUCUUUGGCUCUAGGAAGGUUAGUCUUCAAAGAAAUGGUUUCAGAAGAGAGCUGUAUAGCUGAAUGUGGGGAAGAACUAGGUACCCUCAAGACAACUUGAAUCACACCCAGUUCAUUUUAUCGCAAAUAAGUCUUUUCCACUAACCUUAUUUGAAUUACUGCAUGUCAUUUACACUGUCUUAGCCUUCUUUAUUCCUUAAACUCUAGGAGGUAGAUUUCAUUUUCUUCAUUUUUCAGAUGUGAGGAAAUGGAGGCUUGGAAAGGUUAAAGUAAUAUAGUGAGAAAUUACCAGGACUUAAACUCAUGUCUCUCCAACUCCAAAGCCCUUGCUCUUUUUUGAGAGCAGAGAGUGGCUGGGAGGAAAGUCCUCUAGCUACUCAUGGUGAAAUUAGCCUUCGUAGACAGAAAUACAAAAGGUAAUGGCAGCCACGUGCAGAGGCUUAUGCCUGUAAUCCCAACACUUUGGGAUGCCGAGGCGGGCAGAUCACUAGAGGUCAGGAGUUCGAGACCAGCCUGGCCAAUAUGGUGAAACCCUGACUGUGUCUCAAAAAAAAAAUAAAAGUAAUGUCACUGCUAGAUUGGAGGUGAUUGCCGGCACCUGCCACUCAGAGAGUGGGAGGUGUCUUUAAACCAGGACCAUCCUGGGCAACUAGAUCUUACAGUUGGGGACUUCCAAACUGGGAAAAUCAAAAUACUUCUACUUAAACUCAUUUCCUAACAUAAUUAUUAAUAGUGCCCCACUCACUUUUUUUUUUUUUUUAAACAGUCUCAUUCUGUCACCCAGGCUGGAGUGCAGUGGCACGAUGUUGGCUCACUGCAACCUCCGCCUCCCAGGUUCAAGUGAUUUCUCGUGCCUCAGCCUCCCGAGUAGCUGAGAUUACAAGUGUGCACCACCAUGCCCAGGUAUUUUUUGUAUUUUUAGUAGAGACAGGGGUCUCACCAUGUUGGCCAGUCUGGUCUUGAGCUCCUGGCCUCAAGUGAUCCGCCUGCCUCGGACUCCCAAAGUGCAGAGAUUACAGGCGUGAGCCCCUGCACCCUGCCAGCCCCACUCACUUUUUUUUUUUUUUUUUGAGACGGAGUUUCGCUCUGUCACCCAGGCUGGAAUGCAAUGGCGCGAUCUCGGCUCACUGCAGCCUCCGCUUCCCGGGUUCAAGCGAUUCUCCUACCUCAGCCUCCUGAGUAGCUGGGACUACAGGCACAUACCACCAUGCCCAGCUAAUUUUUAUAUUUUAGUAGAGACUGGCUUUUCACCAUGUUGGCCAGGUUGGUCUCGAACUCAUGACCUCAGGUGAUCCGCCCGCCUUGGUCUCCCAAAGUGCUAGGAUUACAGGCGUGAGCCACCAUGCCCGGCCCCCACUCACUUUUUUUAAGAGUACUGCAGCUUGGCCAGGCAUGGUGGCUCAUGCCUGUAAUCACAGCACUGUGGGAGGCCACAGCAGGAAGAUUGCUUGAAGCCAGGAGUUCGAGACUAACCUGGCAGCAUAUUGAGACCCUGUCUCUACAAAAAAGAAAAAAGUACCUGGACAUGGUGGCACAUACCUGUAGUCCUAGCUACUCAGAGGCUGAGGUAGGAGGUUUGCUUGAACCCAGGAGUUAAAGGCUGCAGUGAGUAAUGAUAGUGCCACUGCUCUCCAGCCCAGGUGACAGAGUGAGACGCUGUCUCAAAAAAGGGAGGAGGUGGUAUUGUGGCUUGGAUAAUUAUAUGGUCCCCUAUACAUAAUCCUUCCUGAAUUCUUUUCAGAUUAACAUCGAGACUGGUGUUUCUUUAUAACUAGCACUAAUAGUGCUUGGUCUAUUUUUAUUUACCACUUUCUUUGCCCCUGCCCCAAUUUAUACACUGGGGCAAAAUUAGCUUUGGUUUUAUAGUCUGUUCACCUAACUAAUUUAUAGGCCUGGUUUGCAUAAUUUAGUUAACAGCAAGAUUUUGCCACACCUGCUUUAUCAUCCUUUCUGCCAAAAUAUUUAAGAUAAAUGGCACUUUACCCCGGUGUAUUUCCAUAGCUGAAAUAAGCUCUUAAAUUUUUAUAAUCCUAUCCUGAAACCUAAUCAGUGUAGCAGAAGAACGUUUUGCCUCGUGAGUUAUCACCCCUGACAUAAUUUGAUUUUCAUUUAUGAGAUUCUCUUAGAACCAGGUACAGUGGCACACACCUGUAGUCCAGCUACUCAGGAAGUGAAGGCAGGAGGAUCACUUGAGCCAAGAGUUCCAGGCCAGCCUGGGCAACAUAGUGAGACCCCAUCUCUUUAAAAAAACAAAACCAGAUUAUCUUAAAGUGGGGCAUACCUGUAUUUGUGUGCUAAUGUGAGGCUCCACAGGUAUGCAAGACAUAGUAGCUGUGGAUGUUUCUUAUAACUUAUAUUCCCUU
Pan troglodytes (chimpanzee) is the source of this 5764-nucleotide messenger RNA. RefSeq names its product reticulon 3 (gene RTN3). Bases 211 to 2853 code for a protein of 880 amino acids. The record is from RefSeq and is a predicted model, not a curated record. NCBI's taxonomy places the organism in Eukaryota, Metazoa, Chordata, Mammalia, Primates, Hominidae. The transcript has 4 exons. Gene Ontology annotation, biological process: endoplasmic reticulum tubular network formation; neuron differentiation; brain development. Gene Ontology annotation, cellular component: postsynaptic density; neuron projection; endoplasmic reticulum membrane.